Molecule: messenger RNA, 418 nt
Organism: Dentiscutata erythropus
Lineage: Eukaryota; Fungi; Glomeromycota; Glomeromycetes; Diversisporales; Gigasporaceae
Source: the annotation of a GenBank genome assembly
AUGAAGACUCCCGAAUCUCCAACGUGGUCCGUGAGAUCAUUACUAUUACCACCAGCAAAAGAUAAAGCAAGCAUCAAUGUUCAAGAACAGCAAGAAGUAAAAAUAACGCAACACGAAUUUCUAAACUUGUUAAAAAUGGCAAGAUUAAAACUUCCAAAUUCAUCGACAAUUGAUAAUAAUUUACUUAACGAGAAAUCAAAUGUAGAAUUAAAAAAUAACGAAACUUCUGAUACUCAAACAGCAUUAAAUAAAGAUAUAAGUAUCUUGUGCAAUUUUGUAAGACAUGUACAAGGUGUUGAUGUUUCUAAUAUAGAGCCAUUAAGAAGUUUUUGGACUACAGAAAUUGAAAGCGGAUUGAGAAAUGAAGAUGUAGAGAAUAGAGAUGAUUUUGGGAAGGAUGAAGGGAUUAAAAAAGGAA